UUUCACCGUAGUUUCUGUUCCAGACUUUCAGAAACAUCCUGUCGCAAGCUCAAUAGCCUCUAUAAUAGUAUAGGGGAGGUGAACCAGGAUGAAGAAGUAAGGCACCCUUUGUCAAAUUAUAAGGAGGAGAAUGUGAUUGGUUGGUAUAAAGAGCAGAGAUACACAGAUCAACAAAUUACCUUCAGAGAGCAAGUAAUCCAUGAGAACCUGAAAAGAGCAGUCUCCAAUCAGGAGCUGAUGUUUCUGUUACUGACACCCAGUGAGGUCACAUCAUCAGGCUCCACUCACAAACUGGAGUAUGCAGUCGACAGAUCACAUUGCAGUCAAUCCUGCAGCGUUCCUGUCCGGGUCAGCAACCUGGGUUUGUUGGAACAGCAGGACUACUGGAGACUGUCUGCAUCUUGUUCAUCAGUCAACUACAACCGUGCUGUUUGGAAACACAGAUAUAGAUUCUUCUCCUUGGAUGGAUCCCUGCAAGAGGUGGAUGAGAUUAAUGAAAUGAACAACUCCUUGCAAGGCAAACUGAAGGUGGCAUGUAAGAAAGUGGAGGAGAGUGAGCGAUUGGUCGAGGAGCUGCUUGCAGAUGUUUCGUCUCUAAGGACUGUCAGUGAGAGGAAACAAGAUCAGAAAAAAACAGAUGGAGACUCCACUCCAGCCCAGUCUCAGGAGAAUGUACUGCUCUGUGAGGACAUUAAGACACAGUUGCCUGGAGCAGCUCUACCUCAAACACAGGCUCUAACGUUCCAGGAGUUCCCCGUGCCGGAGUUCUGCUGCAACACUGACCUUGGUAUAGACAUCACCACAACACUGCCUUUGAUCCUGACUCAUACAGUCCCCAAAGCCAGGAAGGGGAGGCUUGGUAGAGGCGGAGGGACGUCCUGCAGAAAACGUCCCGUUUGGGAAUCAUCUGACACGCCCAGGAGGAGGAAAAACAUGCUGGAGGAGACUGAGGGGUCUUCAUUGUCAGUCAGUGGGUCAGAGACUGGGUCUCGACCCCGCCCUGUGCAACUGGGUACUGGACUUCCUGACGGGCCCCCCCAGGUGGUGGAGGGUAGGCAACAACAUCUCCACCCCGCUGAUCCUCAACAC
This is a messenger RNA of Oncorhynchus gorbuscha (pink salmon), 1089 nucleotides long. RefSeq names its product abraxas 1, BRCA1 A complex subunit (gene abraxas1). Lineage: Eukaryota; Metazoa; Chordata; Actinopteri; Salmoniformes; Salmonidae. The record is from RefSeq and is a predicted model, not a curated record. Gene Ontology annotation, molecular function: microtubule binding; polyubiquitin modification-dependent protein binding. Gene Ontology annotation, biological process: attachment of spindle microtubules to kinetochore; protein K63-linked deubiquitination; mitotic spindle assembly. Gene Ontology annotation, cellular component: nucleus.